Molecule: messenger RNA, 1300 nt
Organism: Annulohypoxylon truncatum
Lineage: Eukaryota; Fungi; Ascomycota; Sordariomycetes; Xylariales; Hypoxylaceae
Exons: 1
Coding region: 325-1152 (275 amino acids)
Biological process (GO): peptidyl-proline hydroxylation to 4-hydroxy-L-proline
Cellular component (GO): endoplasmic reticulum
Molecular function (GO): iron ion binding; procollagen-proline 4-dioxygenase activity; L-ascorbic acid binding
Source: RefSeq, a predicted model, not a curated record
CCUCCUUCACCAACUGCACAUCAACCAAACAUCCACUACAAUUGCCUCAUGUUUCGCUCUAUGAAUACAUGAUCAGCAUCAUUACUAUGACUCAUCAUCUACUCCGUACGUAGAAGCCUAAUGACAUGGAUGUAUAUAUUUUACCUAGUAAAAGACAAUUGCACUGGCGAACGGACUGUCUCUCAUGAAAAGGGCCAUGCUCACCUAUUUCAAUCAGUUUCGACAUACCUAUUUCAUGUUUGCUAUAUUACAACACUUGAUGCUUGGGUCAUAGAUCGUUUAUCUUGAAACUGUUAUAGGACUGCACUUACAAAGCUUACCACUAUGACGUUAGAAAUAUAUCGGGCUGAGGAGCCCCUAUUCAACCCUCAAGGUCCAGAUGAACCUUUAAUAACAGUAAAUCGCAUCGACUUCUCCCAGACGCCCUUAGCGGAUCACUACAGUCCCUGCUUCGCAAUGGUUAUAGACAAUCUCCUUACACCUGCAGAAUGUGCCGCCAUCCUAGCAUCUGCAGGCUCACACUGGAAGACACUGAACAAAGGGAACUCAUGGCGCGAGUGCGAGCGGAUCUAUUCCGUCUCACCUGAAUGGGCCAAUGCCAUAUCCGAGAGACUCUCACCGUACUUACCGGAAGAAGUCAAAGCCUUGAAGAAGGGUGAUGCGUUAGCCGAGACCAUCGCAGGCUUGCCUAAUCUCAAGGCUAGUCAGGGAGCUAGCAAGACAGUCUGGAGACUCACCGGAGCCAACGAGAGGUUAAGUAUUCUACGAUAUCGUCCCGGGAAUCACUUCAAGCCGCAUUGCGAUGCACUGUACUCGCCUAGUGACAAGGAAAGGAGUUUCCUUACAUGUCAGAUAUACUUGAGUGACAUGCUUAAAGGCGAAAACCCAGUGGAGAGUCCCGGGGGAGAAACCAGGUUCUGGCCAAGUCGUUUCGGCUUAGGAAGAAAGAAGAAUUCGGGUGAAGUGGAAGAGGAAAAUGAGAAGCCCGUUGAAGAAGAAGCGUUCUGGGAUGUCAAACCUAAGAUAGGCCGGGCAUUAAUUUUCCAACAGCGUAUGUUAUGGCAUUCAGGGCAAGAGGUUAAACAUGGAGAGAAGUUCACUGUGCGGCUGGAUUUGAUGUACGAACAUCAUUUUGAGAAGUUGUCGAGAUAGGCACGGAUAUUAUAUUAUAAAUGUGACGAGAUUCUGUGAAUGCCUUUUGGGGAAGCGUCAAAAGAAGAGUUCAAAUGACCUAAUCGAUGUCAGCCCCUUUUCGUUAGAUAGUUAAACCAGGCUAUCCUCAACUACUUAAACUUCUACC